CAGCUGAUGCAUAUUGUCAACCCUGGCAGGAAGUGCAUCUGCGCGUUUGUCCGGAACAUGAGGACAAGAAGCUGUCUUAUCCUCUGCGAACUCAACACCAAACUCGUGCUCUGACGGUAAACGAACCGUUCCUCGCAUGAGAGAGUCGUCACGUUACCGAGUGUCUGUCUACAUGUUCUCCUAGCUGCCAGCUACGGAAUAAAAGCAUCAGGUGAUGGACAGUUGUGGGAGAGGACGGCCAUGGGGAAAGCUCGUCAAAGUGGACUCCAGUGAGACAGUCCUGCUUUUCAGCAGGGAAUGCACAGUUGGCAGGAAAAAGGGAUGUUAUCUGUCAUUUCCAGCCAGCAAACUGGUGUCAGGAGAGCACUGCAAGAUUGUGCAAGAUGAAAGCUCGGGCCUGGUGUGGCUUGAAGACAUGAGCACUAAUGGCACAGUGAUCAACAUGUCCAAACUGGUCAAGAAGCAAACUCACAUGCUGCAGAACGGUGAUGUCAUCCACUUUGUUUAUAGGAAAAGUGAACCAGAACAAAACAUCGCCUAUGUUUACCACUCAAUCAAAACGGAGCAAGCUAUUUCACAACCUUGUUAUGAUGUGGAGAGACCAGCACACAGUCCUGCUUCUGUCCCAGCUUCAGACAUGUCGCUCUCUGUGGAGCCUGUGAUGCUCACAAAGGCUCCUUGUGAUCCGACUCAGGAGGAACCUCAACCCUCCACCUCAACUUCCCACUUCUGCAUCGAAAGUCCCCUCACUUCUGGUCCCAUCGCAACCACAGCCUCUCCCGCCUCUGGUUGUGCUAAAGAAGAUAUGGAAAAUAUGGAGCCAGAAAGUAAACGGCGGAAAAAAGAUGACGAUAAAGAUUAUGAUUCACGUCCACCACAAUCCUCCAGUGCAGAAGUCAUCGGUGCAGCUAAGGGAACUCAAGGGAGUGUUUUACCCAAACCUCCAGUGGAAGGGGCUAAAACCGACAAGAUGGAGGAGUCUCUGACAUGUGUUAUUUGCCAGGACCUGCUGCAUGAUUGUGUCAGUUUGCAGCCUUGCAUGCAUGUCUUCUGUGCUGCCUGCUACUCGGGCUGGAUGGAGCGUUCUUCACUUUGCCCCACCUGCCGCUGCCCUGUGGAGAGGAUUCGUAAGAACCACGUCCUCAACAACCUUGUGGAGGCUUACCUCAUCCAGCACCCAGAAAAGUGUCGCAGUAAGGAGGACCUGAAGAGCAUGGACAGCCGUAACAAGAUAACUCAGGAUAUGUUGCAGCCAAAAGUUGAGCGCUCUUUCUCUGAUGAGGAGGGAAGCUCAGAUUACCUCUUUGAGCUCUCUGACAACGACAGUGACUCUUCAGACUUCAGUCAGCCUCUGUUGGUGUGCAGACAGUGUCCCGGCUACAGGCGGGAGGUCAGUCAGGUGCUGUUUGCUACAGGUUCAAACUACUGGUUCCCCGGUCUGUCCGCUCCAGCGCCUGUACCUGCUCCACCCAAACCAGCAAAUGAGGAAGGCUCUGCAAAGCCCACAGGGGAACAGCCCUCAACAUCCUCUGAUGACCCCUCUGCUCCUCCGGAGUACUGCUGCCCCCCUCAGGGCUGCCAUCUCAUCUGCACCUGCUGCCUCCAGCCAAUGCCAGAAAGACGGGCAGAGCCGAACAGCCAGCAGGUCGCUGCUCAACAUUGUGUGCUGUGCCAGCGACCCUUCUGUCACAUGUACUGGGGUUGCCAGAGGAUUGGCUGUCAGGGCUGUCUGGCUCGAUUCAGUGAUCUCAAUCUGACAGACAAAUGUUUGGAUGGAGUGCUUAACAACAAUAACUAUGAGUCAGAGAUCCUCCAGAACUACCUGUCCUCCCGGGGGAAGUCAUGGAGAGAUCUUCUUCAGGAGGCUCUGCAGGGUUUACAGCAAGCAAACUACUGUCUGACAGAUUGCCGCAUCUCUGCGAACACCGUCAUGUGCUUCUGCUGCGGUGUGCGAGCAUUUAAGGAGCUGGCCUACAAGUACAGACAGAACAUCCCUCUUUCUGAACUGCCAGCUACUGUAACAUCUCGCCCCGACUGUUACUGGGGACGCAACUGCCGUACACAGGUGAAGGCUCAUCAUGCAAUCAAAUUCAACCACAUUUGUGAGCAGACACGUUUCAAGAACUGAAGCAGAAGAGUGGUUUGUCUCCUCAGUGUCAAAUGUUCUGAUCAUCUCACACAUGAUCUUUUUAUGUCCAUCGUAGCCUUCCUGCCAUUAUGCAAUAAAUGAAUGCAGAAAUUACAAUCAGUAUACAUUUACAUUAGUGACCAGUGUCUCGCUUUGCACAGGUCUGUGCGAAAUAAUGCUAUGCACGAAUUCAGCUUCAACAACUAAAGUUAAGUUUCAACAUGUUCGGACCUGGUUAUUUGCAUUAAACUGCAGCCACCAUUUAUAUUGUAAUCAUUUUCUCUGUGGCUCAUGCAUUUGUCUAAUUUACCCGGUAACAACCACUUUUUGACAGUUAUUUAUUUGUUUUUAGUUAAUUGUACUUCCUGGUAUGUCAGGCCUCCAGCCUGUGUGACAAAAAUGUUUUCCUCUCAGAUAAAGAGCGAUUCAGGCAAUCUGUAAGGAAUAAGGCCAUGUACUGUAUGUACACAUACAAAUGUUGAUAUGCAUGUUUAAUGUUAUAUCUUUAUUCAGCCUUAGUUAUAGAGUCUUAAAGGAUAUGAUGCAUAUUUUCUAUUUUACGUCAGUGUUUUAACAGGCUUAAGAGAUGCAAGGCUUCAAAUGUUAGAAAGUCAACACAAACAUCUGUUGCAGUCAAAGUGAAGUGAUAAAUAGUUUUACAGUAUUACAGUUAUAGUAACGCAAUGUGGCCCCAUUCUGUGCAGAUAUGAUUCUCACAAGAUCAUGUCUCACCUCUGAUGGUCGGUUCCUGUUUUGCAAGAGCAAAAGUUCAUGUCAAAGCCCCUCACACAAACUAGGGUAGAUUUAUAAUCUCAUGUGAUAUUCUUGUAGGAUUUCAUGUCUGUGGGAAGGGGAUCAACGUGUUGUAAUGCAGUCAGAAUGCACUGGAGGCUCCUUUGUAUGCUUUGCUCUGGAUAAUCAUCUCUAAAGUGAUUAAAGUUGUGUAGAAGGGACGUGUUCUUAGAGCCUUGUAGUAAGGGCUAAGCCACGAGGAAAUGCAGUUACUUCAUGUCGACCUAGGUGUGGAAAAAAUCCUGGCUGCACUCUAAGCAACCACUAACAAUGAAUCUGACGGGGCUUGUUUUCAUAUGCAACGUGUUGCAGGUUAAAUAGUGCCAAUACAAACACAGGAGUGUGUUUUGUCAUUUUUGGGUUCUGGUUAUAUAUGUUGUAGCUUACCUUGCAAGCUUUGUGAUAGAGGUUUGUUCAGAUCGUGUUGAAGUUUUGGAGAUUUUAGAUGAUCAGAGUGUUGGAUCUAGUUGGAUUUAAAAUUUAAGUUAAAUAGAAUCAUUUUCUCUGGUUCCUCAGGUGCACAGAGCUGCUGUUUUGAUGUGUUAAAUGCAGGCUAACCAUGGUUAAUGGUCAAAGGUCAAAGGUUCUGUGUCAAUGUAAAAGUCUAUUGAUGUAGAUACUACAAAUCAGCCCACAGGGUUUUUCCCUUUCUUACAGUUUUCACUUCAAGAGGCCUUAUAUACUGAAAUACUGGGAUAAAUAUUAGUCUUGAUGGUCGCCUGUUUGGGUUUUUUUGUUAGUAGGGUCACUGUUAGUGUGUAGAAAUACUGGUGAAUAUGAAGAGCAGAGGGAAGAAAAAUGUUCAAAUCAGGCCUUGGCUUGCAUUAGUAUAUAUGAUGUAUAGUUUCACACAAACAUUUUGAUCUUGUUUUUUGAAAUUAUUUAGUUUACUUUUGCUUAAUGUUUCUAUAUUGUACAGCAAUAUAGGGUAUUUGCACAUAUUUGUCCCACACACAUUUAAAGGCUUCUUUUUUAAAGUUUAAGAUAUGAACUGAACAUCCUGGAGGAGGUGUCUGUGGUGUAUCCAUUGUCAAUAAUCUUUCUCAUAAUACAAACGUUUUAAUCAUAUGAAGAGUUUAAUUCCAAAAUCACAUAUACAUCACCAAAAAGAAAAAUACACAUUUGAAAUAUAUACUUUUUUAAAGAGAUCCUUAACAGUGUAAGAGUUUAGAAAAUGAUGUGCAUUUGUGUUAUAGUUUUAGUAACAUCAGUCAUGUAUGUACACAAUAUGUGUUGUUUCGGAAUGUAGCUCUUUAUUUUCAUUGCAAAUCUUACAUGGAUUUGUGAAUGGGCACUUUCCCGGCCUCUGCCUGAGCUCCUUAGUUAAUUUGUGGUGUUCGCAUGGUGGGGUAGGUGUAUUUUGUUGUUUUGUUUCUUGGCCCCCCUCAGCCACAGUGGGUCCAUAUUGGCAUUCCUCAGCAGCUCAGGCCCUCAGCACAAGCCUGGUCGAUCCCCCCCGACGGAGUGGCUAGGUUUUAAUUACUCCCUACAGGAGAUCUGGGCACCCUAAGCCAACAGCAGUUUCAAGCCGCUCCAAUCAGGGAUUGGUAUUAAAGCAGCUUUGGAGCCGUGCUUUGCAUUCUCCGUGGGGUCGGACGUGAGGGGUUAUGUUGUAUGUCGAGGCAAAUAUUUACUCACCUUGUGUGCAAAAGUCUGGACCAAGCUGCUCAGCAGUAACAGAAAGAGGCAGGUUUCAUUCUACCUCAGCACAGCUUCCAGGAACGUGGGAGACUGAACAGGCAUCAGUGUCAUGUCGGUUCAAAGCUGGCCGUGCAUCUCACAGUACAAUGGUGAUGCCUGUAAACUUUGUAAACAAUGCACUAUGUGAACAGUUAGUCCACUAUAAUCCAAUUAAAUCACUAGAGUAGCACUAGGCACAUGCAGAAAUUUAAGUUUGAGAAUUAUGUUUUAGAAUUUGAUCAAUGCUUCUUUACCCUGUAUGUUGUAUCAGCAAGGCUACAAUUUUCCUUGAAAUGCAAAUGGAUCUGAUCUGCUUGUCACCAUCACAGAGUAAGGAGAUGUCUGUAGAAAUUGACUUGUUUUUAUCAGUACUUCAAACUCAUUUUAAAAAUGUGAUUUGCUUCUUUUACUUCUAUUGGAUGUUUCGAGUUUCACUAUUUGACACAAGAAAGAUUCAUCUGUUGUGGAAAAAGCUUCUCUAUGCUCACCUUUAAACCUGAGAUUCUUGCAUGUGGGUGUGAGCAGAACUUUGUGACAUCACAAAGGAAGAAGCCAAUCGUGAUCCAAACCCACCAAGAGAAGUAGUUAAACGUGAAAUGAAAAAUUUAGAUUCAUAGAUAAUUGGUUUUUCAGUGAAGCAGUAGAUUUUCUGUAAAUAAUGUUUAAGUUUUUGGGGUUAAAAAAUAUGCACCCUCCAGUUCAGUAGGGUCCAGUUUACUAAGGAUUGUAUCUGUAGUGUCACCUAGUGCAAGUGGUGCUCACAUAAAUGCAAUAAAUCCCAGUUUGACUCAA
Molecule: messenger RNA, 5392 nt
Organism: Paralichthys olivaceus (Japanese flounder)
Lineage: Eukaryota; Metazoa; Chordata; Actinopteri; Pleuronectiformes; Paralichthyidae
Gene: chfr
Product: checkpoint with forkhead and ring finger domains, E3 ubiquitin protein ligase
Biological process (GO): protein ubiquitination; ubiquitin-dependent protein catabolic process; mitotic cell cycle checkpoint signaling
Cellular component (GO): nucleus
Molecular function (GO): protein binding; ubiquitin-protein transferase activity
Source: RefSeq, a predicted model, not a curated record